Lachnellula hyalina is the source of this 681-nucleotide messenger RNA. It is a transcript of the gene fcf2, whose product is annotated as rRNA-processing protein. Gene Ontology annotation, cellular component: nucleolus. Gene Ontology annotation, biological process: RNA processing. Gene Ontology annotation, molecular function: RNA binding. The annotation marks the transcript as partial. The transcript has 3 exons. The record is from RefSeq and is a predicted model, not a curated record. NCBI's taxonomy places the organism in Eukaryota, Fungi, Ascomycota, Leotiomycetes, Helotiales, Lachnaceae.
CUCACCAGCCACGAAACCAACAACAUGGCCGAUGAAGAUCUGUCAGAAGAGCAGCUUCGUCAACUACUCAAUGAUGCCGAGCUGAGAUUAAAAGCUGCCAAAGGCCGAAGAAACAACCAGGAGAAUAUUCUCCAAAGCAUCCCAAACAUUGACACUGGCAAGUCAGUCACUCCUUACAUCCAAAAAACUAGCCAAGGCGCCCAAGUCGACCCUUCCCAUUUGGUAAAACCUGCGGAUAGAAAACUUGCCAAUGGAAUAAGACGAGUGGAGGAUCCCAUUGCGGUCAAAGUAAAAGCUGCAGAGGCAAAGAAAGCUACUGCCGGCUCUGACUGGUAUAAUCUCCCCAAGACAAAUUUGACGCCCGAGCUCAAGCGGGAUCUCCAACUCCUUCGAAUGAGAGCAGUCCUCGACCCGAAGAGGCAUUACAAAAAGGAAGGCUCAAAGCCCCAAGUACCCGAGUUCUCCCAAGUUGGCACAAUUAUUGAGGGACCUACGGAAUUCUUCAGCGCCAGAUUGACGAACAAGGAUAGGAAACGAACGUUGGUGGAAGAGGUUCUGGAAGGCGAGAAAGCUACGCAACGUUUCAAGUCCAAGUACAAGGAGAUCCAAGAAGCCAAGACAAGCGGCAAGAAGGCUCAUUACAAGAGGAUGAAGGACGUGAGACGUGGAAAGAAAAUUUGA